CAGCUCCUGGGAAAGUCAGGAGCUCGGUAGAAUUUAUUGCCUAGGAUCUUUCGCAAGGCCCGACCAUAUCCAAGAUCGAAGAGCUGUUAAUAUCAGAGCUGCGCCUGGAGGAGACCGACGGGCACGUCAAAUUGUCCUGGCCAAGUAAUGGCCUGUAAUGAGCUCACGACGAUAGACCUUGAGGAUCGACAUGUCUUGCACGAUGGUCGGCGUAUUAUUCAGGUCAAUCCGACCUGCGCGGUCGCACACAGCACUGCGCCCUCCCCUUUCAAAGCUCGCUACUUCGGCUUCCUCCCCAAGAUCAAACGUCCGAAUCACUACACCAUGGCCACUCUCGCGGCUAUUAUGGGCAACGUCUUGGAGUUUUAUGACUUCAGUAUUUACGCGUACUUCGCCCCCGAAAUCGGGAAGCUCUUCUUUCCCAAAGGCUCCCCCACCAUCCAGGUCGUCAAGACCUUCACCGUCUUCGCCGGCGGCUUCUUGAUGCGGCCCUUGGGCUCGGUGGUGCUGGGGGCAGUGGGGGAUAAGUACGGGACGGCCGCUGCCCUAAAGUGGUCGAUCGCCUUGAUGACCAUCCCCACGGUGGUCACGGGCCUGCUCCCCACCUACCACAAGGUCGGCCUGGCCGCGCCCCUCCUCCUCACGCUCUGCCGGCUCGUGCAAGGCCUCUCGGUGGGGGGUGAGCUGAUCGGCGCCCUCCUGCACACGGCCGACCACUCCCCCCCGGGGCGCCGCGGGCUCUACUGCGGCAUCGUGGGCGUCUUUGGGAGCGUGGGCAACCUGAUCGGGGCCGUCGUCUCCGUCUCCAUGCGGAAGGCUCUGACUGAGCGGGAGCUGCUCUCCUGGGGCUGGCGCAUCCCCUUCCUGACGGGCUCGGUCCUGGGUUUCGUGGGCGUCCUCCUGCGGACCCAGACGGACGGCCUGCGCAGCAAGGAGGAGCACAAGGCCAAAAAGCGGGUCAAGAAGGAGCAGAAGGAGGCCGCCAGGACGGCCAAAGCGGCGGCCCGCGCCGCUCGCCCGGAGGUUCCCUACACCCCCACGGCCUCGCACAGGCCCCCCAGCCCGCCCUCCGCCUCUCGCCUCGCCCCCCUCGAUCAAGAAGAGUCGGUCGAUGUCUCCUCCCCGCUGUCCCCCACCCCUUCCACCGCCUCCUCCUCGGGGGAGGGCUGCGAUAUCUUCGACGUGGACCUGGUCGAGGCCGCCAUCCACAAGGAGCAGGAGGACGCGGCGGAGGAGGACGAGGAGGAGGAGGACGACGAAGAAGAAGGAGAGGAUGAGGAGGAGGAUGAGGAGGAGGACGACGACGAGGAGAAGGGAAAUGGGGGCUUGGAGGACAGGGAAGACACGGCGGCAAACGGGCAGGUCCCACCCUCCUCGGUCGCCAUGCCGAUGCUCCCCGUGGCGCGGCCCCUCCAGGCGACCGCCCCCCCCUCCGUGAAAGCCGACGCCGAUCCCGCGCACGGGGCUGCCCCUCUGGUGAAAAAGAGGAGCCGUACCAAGAAGAUCCUGAAGAAGCUGAAGCUGAAGAAGAAGAAGAAGAACAAGGACGGGAAGGGCAAGCGGAAGUCUUUCCUGCAGAUCCUUCGGGACGCGGCGGGCACCGACAAGGCCCGAUUUCUCCACGUGGUCCUCCUGGCAACCCUCCAGUCCUCCCAGUUCUACCUGCACUUCGUGUGGGUGGGCACCUAUCUGGCCGUGCUCGCCCGCAAGCCCAUCACGUCCGUGGCAGCCUUCUCGGUCAUCACGGUCAUGCAGGUGCUCCUCAUCCUAACCGGGCCCUUCUGGGGCCUGAUGGGCGACAAGUACGGGGGAGCGAAGGGUCGCGUCAAGUGGCUGAUCGCGGGGAUCGUGUGCGAUAUCAUCAUGGUGCCCACCGCCUUCAGUCUCCUGGAGCGGGGCGGGGAGUCCUGGGCCUUCGCCUACGCCGUCAUGGUCGGCCUGACCAUGGGCCUGAGCCUGGGAGGGAACUACCACGCCUGGGUGACGGAGACUCUGCAGGACUCGCCCGCGCGCGUCCUCAGCACCUCCGUCGCCUACAAUUUGGGGGCCAUGACCGGGGGCUGCGCGCCCAUGCUCUACUCUGCCCUCUCUGCCUAUCGCUUCCCGCAGAUAGCCCCCGUCCUCCCUCCCAUCGUCUAUGGCGGGCUGGUCCUGGCCAUAUUCAUCUACAGCCGAGCCAGCCCGCGGGGUAUUUUCCACGUGAGCAAGUGGGAGGAGAAGAGGGAGCAGGGGGACUUGGAGGUCAUGGGGGGGGGGGAGGAAUUGAAGGAGGGCGUGGAAGUGGAGAUGGCCGGAGAGGUGGCGCACGGUUGAGAAGAAGUAAAGGGAGGGAAAUUGUGGGAAAUUGUGUGAGGUAGAGAGCUUGGGUGCGGUACUAAAAGAUGGCGUGGAAGUAGGAAGGUCAAGGGGAAGGUGGAAAAGCAGGAGGAGAUGGUAGGAGCGAAAGCUACUGGGUCGUGGGGGAGGUAAGAUAGACGACGGCGCGUGAUAGAUGACUUGUAUUUACAUUUGGCGGAGCGUGAGUAAUGCAUGAAAAUUUUAAACGAUCUGGGACGGGCAUGGGGAAGACCUCAAAGGAGGCGCGCCAGUGCAUCUGUCAGGAAGAGAGGCUUGUGGGAGGGAGGGGAUGGUCCCGGAUGGAAGAGGGUGAAUGACGAUAGACGAAAGGGAUGCAAAUGUUCAUAUCUCCCGCCAUUCGACGCUCAAGGCUUGCCGAUGUAAGCCGUUUUUACAAAAGAGCCUGGGCGCGGCCGGAGAGGAAAUCGUGGGGGGACGACAGAAGCAAAUAAGAAUUGUGAUCA
This is a messenger RNA of Nannochloropsis gaditana CCMP526, 2801 nucleotides long. Its product is annotated as major facilitator family transporter. The coding region runs from base 148 to 2313 and encodes 721 amino acids. Gene Ontology annotation, cellular component: membrane. The transcript is spliced from 3 exons. Gene Ontology annotation, molecular function: transmembrane transporter activity. Gene Ontology annotation, biological process: transmembrane transport. The record is from RefSeq and is a predicted model, not a curated record.